AUGUGUAUAGUUAAGGAAAUAAGAAGAAAAUUACAAUUAAUAAAUAAUCGUCGUUCUUCCCUCAAUAGAUCUCUUUCUUCUCCUGCCCUCCCUCUUACCAAUAACAACAACAGCAAACAGCAGCAGCAGCAGCAGCAACAGCAGCAGCAGCAACAGCAGCACCAGCAACAGCAGCAGGUGGACCCGCAGCAGCAGCAGCAGCAGCAACAGCAGCAGCAGCAGGAACCGCAGGAGCAGCAACAACAAAGGAUGUGCUGCAGCAGGGGUCCCCCUGCUGCAGCAAAGACAACAACAGGACGCCGCAUGUCCAUACAGCAGGAUCUGCCUCUAACCAGACAACAGCAGCAGCAGCAACAGCAGCAACAGCAGCAGCAGCAGCAGCAGCAGCAGCGUCCGCAGCAGCAUCGACCAUCUCAGCGUCUCUCUUCUGGCAAAGAAGAUCCCUUACCCGUUCUUUCUCUCCCCCUCCCUUCUUCCUCCUCCUCUUCUUCUGCUGCUCCUGCUGCAGCAGUAGGACGAGUAGCAGCAGGAGCAGCAAGAGGAGCAGCAGAUGAUUUGCUGCUGCCUGUGCUGCCAUGGGAGACAAGAAGCAGCCUUGCUUCUGUUAGUGGUGUCUCUGAGGGGGAAAGAGACAGCAGCAGAGGAGACAGUCUUAUAUCUAAUCUUAGCUCAGCUACUGCCCCUGGUGCAGAUACACUAGCGCAGCAAACAUUGCUGCUGCAGCAGCAAAUGCAGCAGGAUAAACAUCAACAGCAGCAGCAGCAGCAGCAGCAGCAGAAACAGCAGCAGCAGCAAAAAGAACGCGAAAAAAAGACCACUGCAACACGACAGCAGCAUUUGCUGCCUUUGCUGCAGAGGAGACGACCAGCAACAGCAGCAGCAGCAACUACAGCAGCAACAGCAACAGCAACAGCAGCAGCAGCAGCAGCAGCAGCAAGAGAUAAAGCAGUAGAGGAAAGCUUACCAACGUUGGUAGCAGCAGCAACAUUACCACCACCACCAGCAGCAGCAGCAACAGCAGCAGAAGCAACAGAAGCAUCAGCAGAAGCAGCAGCAGAGCCAGGCUUUGUUACUGCUGCUCAGGUUACUGCAGCAGCAGAGCAGCCGCAUGCAACAGAAGCAGCAGCAGCAGAAGCAGCAGCAGACGCAGGGGCAGCACCAGCAGCAGAUACAGCAGAUGAAACCCGUACAAAAGAAUCAGCUACCCAGCAGCAGCAGCAGCAGCAGCAGCAGCAGCAGCAGCAAGAGAAAGAGCAGCAACCGCAUCAGCAGAAGCAGCAGCCCCAAGAACAUCACCAGGGGCAGCAGCAUCAUAAAAGAAAACACCACCAGCAGCAGAAGCAACACCAGCAGCAAAAGCAACACCAGCAGCAGCAGCAGCAGCAGCAGCAGCAGCAGCAGCAGGUUGCAGCAAGUGGGCAGCAAAAUCCUUCAGAAGGGAAUCCUCAAGGCCGCGGAAGCGCGGCACCAGUAGCUGCAGCAGCAAAGGACACAACAACAACAGCAACAGCAGCAGCACCAACAGCAACAGCAGCAGCACCAACAGCAGCAGCAGCAGCAGCAGCAGCAGCAGGCCAGAAGGUUGGAGGCAGCAGACGACGUGGCCGCGGCAACAAACGCCGUGGCGCAGACACACACUCGUAA
This is a messenger RNA of Eimeria maxima, 1644 nucleotides long. RefSeq lists its product as hypothetical. The record is from RefSeq and is a predicted model, not a curated record. The coding region runs from base 1 to 1644 and encodes 547 amino acids. Lineage: Eukaryota; Apicomplexa; Conoidasida; Eucoccidiorida; Eimeriidae. The transcript has a single exon. Gene Ontology annotation, cellular component: RQC complex.